AUGCGGUGCGAACCGGGGAACGACCGCAGCGGCGGAGCCGCCUGCGCGGGGCGGUUCGGUGGCGCCGCGAGCGGGGCUCGGUGCGACGGGAGGCUAGGCCCCCUCGAGGGACUACAUCUCCCAGAGGCCCUUUGCGGCGGCGCGGCCCCGGCGCGGCGCGCCCGGUGCGGGGCAUGCUGGGACCGGAGCUCCAAAAUGGACAACCACAGGGAUGCGCCAGGGAAGGCGAGCCGGUGGUUCGGGGUGUCCCAAUCCAAGUCGGCCAAGACAAGUGUGAAUAUCCUGCAGCAGGAGGAGCUGAUCGCCCAGAAAAAACGGGAAAUCGAGGCCCGGCUGGAGCAGCAGGCGCGGCAGAAUUCCCUCAGCAUCCCGCAGCUCCCGCUGCUCGGAGACGACGACGGCUCUGAAAGCGAGGCCUCUGUGUCCAACAAGUUCGUGAACGACGGGAGCUUCCUGCAGCAAUUCCUGAAGCUCCAGAGGGAAAAAUCCAGUGCUGAAACUGCCCCGAAUCCCCCCAACAACUCUGGGAAUGCCCCAGCUCCAAGCUCCGGGAAGAAGCCGGCGCUGCUGGGGAAGCGGCCGGGGCAGGCCCUGAGCCGGAUGCUCCAGGCCCGGAGCCUCUCCCAUCCCAAACCCAGCCCCGUCCUGAGCCGCCUCAGCGUCUUCCAGGGCCCAGAUGAGGAUGAGGAGGAGGAUUACGAGCAGUGGUUGGAAAUCAAAGUUUUACCCCCAGAGGACUCGGAGACGCGGCAGGUGGUGGAAAAGCUGGCCAGGUUCGUGGCUGAAGGCGGCCCCGAGCUAGAGAAGGUGGCUAUGGAGGACUACAAGGAUAAUCCCGCUUUUUCGUUUUUGCAUGAUAAGAACAGCAGGGAAUUCCUUUACUACAGGAAGAAAGUGGCAGAGAUAAGGAAAGAGAAUCAAAAUUCCCAGGCAGCCUCUUCCCAGAAAGUUUCACCCCCAGCCGACCAGGAGACGCGGAACUCUGCCGAGAAACUGGCCCAGUUCGUGGCCGCCGGGGGGCCUGAGGUGGAGGCCAUCGCCCUGCAGAACAACAGGGAGAACCCUGCCUUCAGGUUUCUGUACGAGCCCCACAGCAAAGGGCACCGCUACUACCGCCAGAAGCUGGAGGAAUUCCGGAGGGCCAGAGCCGCCUCCGGGGGCUCCCCUUUUCCCGGAGAAUCCGGCCUCAAACGGAAAACCAGUCCCGAGGCUUCUCCAUCCCCUCUGUGCUUCCCGCCUGUCCCUCUUCCCGCUCCUCCCCCUCUCCCUCUUCCCUCCCGUCUCCCUCUCCCCAUUCCCAUCCCGCCGCCUCUGGCUCUUCCCGUUCCCUCUCCCGUUCCCGCCGCUCUUCCCGUGCCCCUUCCCGUGCCCUCGGCCUCUCCUUCCCCAUCCUCAUCCUCCACCUCCCCUCCGGAUCAGCCAGCCCCAAAUCCCACCGCGAUCCCAAAUCCCACCGCGAUCCCAAAUCCCACCGCGAUCCCAAAUCCCGCCACGACCCCUCCGGCCGCUCCAGGCACCACCAAAAAGAAGAGGAAGAGCCGGUGGGGGCCGGAGGAGGAAAAGGUGGAAUUGCCUCUCCCGCAGCUGGUCCAGCAGCUGGAUUCUCCCUCUCCCCUCUCAGUUCAGGACCUGAAGGGUCUGGGAUACGAGAAGGGAAAACCCGUGGGAUUGGUGGGGGUCACGGAGCUCUCCGAGGCCCAGAAGAAGCAGCUGAAGGAGCAGCAGGAGAUGCAGCAGAUGUACGACAUGAUCAUGAAGCACAAGCGGGCGAUGCAGGAGAUGCAGCUGAUGUGGGAGCGGGCGAUCCAGCAGCACCAGCACGGCUACGACAGCGACGAGGAGGUGGACAGCGAGCUGGGAACCUGGGAGCACCAGCUGCGCCGCAUGGAGAUGGACAAGACACGAGAGUGGGCGGAGCAGCUGACCCAGAUGGGCAGAGGGAAACAUUUCAUCGGGGAUUUCCUCCCGCCGGAUGAGCUGGAAAAAUUCAUGGAGACCUUCAAGGCGCUGAAGGAGGGCCGGGAGCCGGAUUAUUCCGAGUACAAGGAAUUCAAGCUGACCGUGGAAAACAUCGGAUACCAAAUGCUGAUGAAAAUGGGAUGGAAGGAAGGAGAAGGAUUGGGAUCGGAUGGGCAAGGAAUCAAAAACCCCGUCAGCAAGGGCACCACGGCCGUGGACGGGGCGGGAUUCGGGAUCGAGCGCCCGGCGGAGCUCACCAAGGAGGACGACGAGUACGAGGCCUUCCGGAAACGCAUGAUGCUGGCGUACCGCUUCCGGCCCAACCCGCUGAACAACCCACGGCGACCUUACUACUGAGGAGGGCUUCUCCCAAGAGUUUUCCCGUGAAAUGUUAUCCCAAACUUCAUUAUCCAGCUCUUCUUUCCCGAUAUUAUCCGGCUGGUUUUGGAAUCACCGCUUUCCCCACGGAAAAACCUCCCCAGGUGGUUUUUUUUUUGGACGUGGGGAGGGUUUGGAGCAGCACCAAAAAUCCCCCAGGGAUAAUCCCAAGGACUCCCAAUUCCGUGGAAUUUGGGAUUUUGGGGAUCUGCCCACACACAAAACUCGUGCUGCUCCGGGGGGGGGGAUGGAUUUGAUUCCUUUAUUUUAUCUUGGAAUCCCAAAUCCAAGGGAUUUGGGGGAGUUUGGGGAACCAGUGCCUCCAGUUCUGCCUCUGGAUGGGCGGAUCCAGCACGGAUCAGUUGGGAAUUCCAGGAUUGAGGGGUCCAGGGGGGGGAUUUAUUCCCUUCCCGAGGAUUUUGCCAACACCUCCGGUGCUUUGGGAUGACGAAGACCCAAAAUUCCGGCCACGCUUGGGAAAAAUCCAACGAAAUUCCAACCACGCUUUGGAAAAAUCCAGUUGGAUUUUGUUGUCCUAAAAAAAAAAACCUCUGGAAAUACAAAUUUUCUUCAUGGAGUCUGUAAAUAAAAUCAAACUUGUUUGUUC
Molecule: messenger RNA, 2944 nt
Organism: Corvus hawaiiensis (hawaiian crow)
Lineage: Eukaryota; Metazoa; Chordata; Aves; Passeriformes; Corvidae
Gene: SUGP1
Product: SURP and G-patch domain containing 1
Exons: 14
Coding region: 1-2316 (771 amino acids)
Biological process (GO): RNA processing
Cellular component (GO): nucleoplasm
Molecular function (GO): RNA binding
Source: RefSeq, a predicted model, not a curated record